CUCUGUCUCUCAGGUGUCUACUUCCUGGAUAUGAAAAACAGUUUAGUGUGGCUUUCUCUCCUGUUGAAUUUCUCCCAGAAGAUCUAUGUCAAAGAGAAAAUCAUGGUUUGCUUUACAGUAGGCUGGCUGUUAUCACAUGUUGCUUACAUAGGCUACUUGACUUACCGGGGUGACAGUCCCACCUGUGUUUGACAGGAUGCACUCUGAACCUGGACAGGCAACAGGGCAGCUCGAAUCAGAAGCUGGAUCCAACAACAACCACAAUCAAUGAGAUGAACCUCUCAGAAUGGUUUUGAGGUUUCUUACUGUAUUUCCAGCAGCAGUUCAAAUGUGGCUGAUUGCUGUUUCCGUCCCACUGCUUCCUGCCAUCAUCAUGGUAUCCAGCCGUUAUCGUGUCAAAGUCUUCAAGCUGUACCAUCAAGCUGUGGCCUGGGUGCUGAGGAUGAUGCGAGGGAGAGUGUGUGUUAAGAGCACCCAUGCCUUUGUGUUCUCUGAGUGCACCCAUGGCAAAGCUGACAGUGUCCUGGAGACCUUUGACCUCUAUGCUGAGACACACCCCUCUUUAUGCAUUGGUCCAGAGAUUGGUGAGGCGUUGGAUGAAGUGGUGAGGCGUGUCCGUCCCUCUAGGGUGUUGGAGCUGGGGAUGCACUGUGGCUACAGCUCAGUCCGCCUGCUGCGUCUGCUGCCCCCUGCUGGCAGACUGAUCACAGUGGAGCUGGACCCACUCACAGCAGAUUUGGGAGAAGAAAUCAUCCUGGUGGCUGGCUUCAAACACUCUCAGUUCCAGGUGUUGACAUCUAGCUCAGCUGAGGCCAUCCCAACCCUGCGAUCAUUACUUGAGCCUGAUCAAAGGACCAGUGAAGGCUUCAACCUGGUGCUAAUGGACCAUGAUCCCCAGCAGUACCUUCCAGACCUGCUGACUCUGGAGAAGGAAGCGCUCCUCUGCUCCUCCGGCUGCUCCGUCAUUCUGAUCAACAGAAGAAGAAGAGCUAAGGAUCUCAGAGAAAUCCUGGAUCACAUCAAAGCGAGAGCAGACUUCUGCUGCAUCAAGACAGAGCUUCAGUUCAUGGUGGAAAUCCUCUACCAAAGGGAAGAUACUAAGGAUUGGCAGACACCUGCAGCACAGCAGCAAUCCUCUGUAAGGCAGUGAAAGAACAAAGCCUUCCUCCUGUGCGUCUGGUUCAUCAACUGGAGUGGGCAGAGCGAAAGGAGAGAGGAGACUCCUGAUGGCCUCUCCAGAGACCAAGGGACUUCUAUAUUUGGUACACUGCGAUAGCCUGCUCCCCCCACCCCCACCCCCUCUGUUCACUUCAGGGUUGUGUAAUGAUGUUGUAUCCUCACAUUUGAUUGCUGUCACUUGAAACUGUUAUUUCUCCAACAUGUCAUCUUCUCAGGAGUGAGGGCUGACUUAUUUUUAGACUGUCUGAUGUGUGCUUUUAAGAUAUUAUAGUCAUUUUAAAAAGACUUUAAUAGGCUUAGGGUUUGUAGUGUGUAUGGUUCUGUACAAUGUAUCUGUGUGUCUAUAGUACAUAUCUAUAUAUCUAUCUUUCUAUGUAUGGCUGCAGAGGGGAGCAUCAAUGACUCUUUAAGUAAAACUUUAUUUUAGUUGAUAUAAGAUAUACUGCAUGAUUAAAUUUAGAUAAUUAGCUUCUCCCUUAUGUCUUUUCCCUCCCACCUCGUUUCCUUGACACUUUUUCUCACGAUUUCAAAUUAGCGAUGGUGAAAUAUAUCCAUUGGCUCAACAGAUUAUUUGCAAAACCAACAUGUUUAAUUAAAUAUUAAAGUGAUUGAAACACCUGUGAGAUAAACACAGACUUGAAAAAAGACGGCUCAGCUGAGCCAUGAUCAAAUUAAGUUGGUGACCUGGUCCUUUACUACAAAUCACAGAAAAGCUACUGAAAAAUUAAAACGCUAAAGUUAGGUCUUUAAAUCUGUGGAGGGAUCUGACGAUGUGCAGUGACUCUACCACCUGCCUCUGACCCAGACUUCAACCUGCAACACACACACACACAUACACACACACAGGCAUUCACACACAUACCCUCCCUGUGGAGAGAGGGAAGAUUGGGAGAAAAUAGACCUCCCAGCAUGUGGUGUCUUAAGAGGGUUGAAGCCUCUCAGAAUGUACUUUCCCUCCUCCUGGUUGAAGAGACCUCCUACACUUGAGAUUUUUAUUUUUGGGGAGAAUCAAGACAUGCUGUCCAUGUCUCAUAGUUCAGACAUUAAGAGCAUUAGUUUGGUGCUGAGGAAAAACUGGACAAGCACUACUACCGUCCUCGAUAGGGCAGUAUUACAGAUAUGUUAUGGUGCUGUUUGGAGCUUAUUUAACUCUUUUCAUCAUUAUAGUAUUCACUCUGACACUAAAUAAAUGAAAUUUUAUUUACAUAUUUGCUAAACACAAUAAAAGCUGGCUACUUGCUAAUUGAAUGUGUGUUUGAGCAACACAAAGUGAAUUUUUGAUGAACUUGAUAACAUUGAAGAGGUUUCACUUACUCAAUCCAAGGCAAGGUAAAAUCAUAAACUUAAAUAACAUUGUGUGUUUGAUAAUCCUAACCCUGGAGCACAAAUACAAAUGACUGCUUCAUUCGUCAACACUGUGUUAUUGUUUGUUCUUUCAGUUAUAUUGUAGAGGUUGAAGCCUCUUAAGUUAAAAUGCUGGUAGGAGGCAGAUUGAUGCCUGACUUCGAAAGAAAAGAAAA
Lates calcarifer (barramundi perch) is the source of this 2699-nucleotide messenger RNA. RefSeq names its product transmembrane O-methyltransferase homolog. NCBI's taxonomy places the organism in Eukaryota, Metazoa, Chordata, Actinopteri, Centropomidae. The transcript has 7 exons. The record is from RefSeq and is a predicted model, not a curated record. Gene Ontology annotation, biological process: catecholamine catabolic process; developmental process; dopamine metabolic process. Gene Ontology annotation, molecular function: catechol O-methyltransferase activity. The coding region runs from base 287 to 1150 and encodes 287 amino acids.